UUUAGCUUUAAUGUAAUAUUUUUCUCUGUCCUCUUCUCCAUUUCUUUGGCCAAAUAUAUGUUAUAUCUCCACUUCCACUUACCUCUUUCCCUCUCUCCCUCUCUAUCAUUCACUUUUAAAAUCCACGUAAAAAUUCAAUCAGUCAAAAACCAAUAAAUAAAUCUUUCCCUUAACCUCCCCUCAUUUUUUCUCCCUUUCCCUCCUCUUCAUUUACAUAUUACGCAAACAUUUAUAUGUAAAAUUAUAAAAAAAUUUUAAAUGAAACUUUUUAUUUUAUUUUUUAUUUCUUUGUUUUUUAAAUUAAAUUUUCAAUUUUGUUUUGCCGAAAUUGAAAAAUAUGCUUUUGAGAGAAAAUUAAACAAUGAUAAAAGCCCAGACUUCCUUCUUCUCAAUAUUUUGACUCAUCCGGAACAUUUUAUUUUUCCUGAACAAAACUCAUUUUACAACAAAACAGAUUUAAUUUAUGCUGUUGGGGGGUUUGCAGAUUCUUCUAUUAAAUUUGAGGAUCUUCGAGAGCAAAUAAAAGAGCGUUGGGAACAAAUUGGGGGUGAACAAACAGAAAUUGUUACAUUAAUGAGUGGAAUAGAAAAAAUGUUUGAAAAAGCUAAAUUAGAAAUUACGGAGAAAUUACGUGCUACUUUACUCGUUUUAUAUUCUUUGGGAUGUAAAAUAUUAGAAGGAAAGAAAUCUGGCUACGAGGUGAUUUUCAAAACCGACAAAAUUUUUGCAUACGAUUUAAAUGAUAAUUUUAAAAAGGUUCUAAAAGUUUUAUCAGGCUUAAAUCCGGCCAAAGAUACCCCUUUAAAUGAAUUAGUUGAGAAUGCAGAAUUACUUGAUAAACUUGCUAGUAUUGGUUCUAAAGUUGAAAUUAAAUAUCCAAAAUUAAAUAAUGAACAUAUAAGUUUUGCUCUAAUGAUUGAUAAUGUGGGAGAUGCCGAGAAAAUGUCUGGGCAAAUAUUGACAGAAAUUAUUGAUAAAAUUAUGCAUGAAGUUAGUGGAAAUGAAGGUGGUUGGGGAUAUGUUAAAUCUGAAAAUGAUGAAAUAAUCAAAAUUAGUAAAGAAGAAUUAGUAAUUAAUGAAGAAAUAGGAAAGGAUGACAAAAAUAUUCUUGAUGAAAAUAAAGAAAAAAUGGUAAUUGAAGAUUCUAAAAGUGACAAUAUUUUGGUUAAAUUUUGGAAAUAUUUUAAAAAUGUUUUGACAAAAUUCAUACAUUUCUUUUUUUAACAAAAUAAAAAAAUGGAAUUUGAGAAAAAGAAAGGAAAGACUAAUGAGGGAAAGACAAUUUUUGAGUUUUUAUUUUUAUGAUU
Molecule: messenger RNA, 1307 nt
Organism: Meloidogyne enterolobii
Lineage: Eukaryota; Metazoa; Nematoda; Chromadorea; Rhabditida; Meloidogynidae
Source: the annotation of a GenBank genome assembly